CGGGGUCAAGAAAGCGACUUAUUUACCAUUCACACGAUCAGCGAUGGUGAACCAAAAGGCCCAAGAUGCCGUCCAGCAGUCUCUCGACUCGGUGACUGGCAACAAGGAGACAGGUAUUGCCGGCAUCGUCUUCGUAGCAGUCGACAAAUCCGGAAAUCAAAUCUGUGCCAAUGCCUCUGGCCGCAAGGGCUUGAACAGCCCAAAGCCCAUGGAUUUGGACACAGUCUUCUGGAUCGCUAGUUGCACGAAGCUCCUAGCAACCAUGGCUUGCAUGCAGGCUGUGGAGCGAGGAAUUCUGAAACUCGACGAUCAUCAGCAGGUCUACAAGUUGUGUCCAGAGCUUGAGAAAGUGCAGGUUCUGAAGGAAGACGGAACACUCGAGCCGAAGAAGAAUGAUAUCACGUUAAGGAUGCUGCUCACCCAUACUUCUGGAUUCGGAUACGAAUUCUUCAACCCCAAACUGCGAGACUACGGCCGUCCCGUAGGCUUCGAUGUUUUCCACGCAGAUAUCGGCGACAUCCUCCGCAUGCCACUCGUCCACCAGCCCGGCACAGUCUGGGAAUACGGAAUCGGCAUAGACUGGGCCGGCAUCGUCCUCCAGCGUGCAACGGGCACCGGCCUCAACGACUGGAUCACGUCACACAUAACCGGUCCACUCGGCCUGAAAAACAUCAACAUGUUGCCCACAAAAGAAAUGAAGCAGAAUCUAGCAUACAUGCAUCAACGAUGGCCCGGGUCCUCGGAAGUCGAAGAGCGAGACCACAUCUACCGCGAACCCCUCCUCGCAGAAACAGAAGCCGAGAAGAAACGUCUCUUCCACUCCGGAGGCGCAGGAGCCUAUGCCAAACCCACCGAAUACGUCCAAGUCCUCGCCACGCUUUUGAACAACGGGCAAGGACCCAACGGUGCCCGGAUUCUGAACCCCGAAACGGUAGACGAAAUGUUCACGAACCAAAUCCCAGAGCACCCCAACUUCGCCCGCCAAGGCAUUCCAGCAGCAAAACCCGACCAAACGAAUCCCGCUCCCGAACUCUACCCCCAAGAAGGCGACCCCCCGCAAGGCUGGGGUUUGAGUUUCAUGCUCACGCAAGAACCCGGUGCGACGGGGAGAGGACGGAAUACUGCGUGGUGGGCGGGGAUUGCGAAUUUGUUUUGGUGGGCGGAUCGGGAGAGGGGGGUUGCCGGUAUGAUUGCUAGUCAGGUGAUGCCGUUUGGGGAUUUGAAUGUUAUGGGGCAGUGGGGGGCUUGUGAGGGGGCGGUUUAUGCGUCGUUGUAGAAUUAAUAGGGGGAUGUGAUGUGAUGUGUUGUGUUGUGUGAGAUUUUUAUAUAUAUAUAUAUCGUUUUUUUUUGGGAUAGCUAUACCAUACUUGAGUUCUCUUAUUCAAAGAGCCAGCCUGUCGCUUCUC
This is a messenger RNA of Pseudocercospora fijiensis CIRAD86, 1406 nucleotides long. RefSeq lists its product as uncharacterized. Bases 44 to 1276 code for a protein of 410 amino acids. The record is from RefSeq and is a predicted model, not a curated record. NCBI's taxonomy places the organism in Eukaryota, Fungi, Ascomycota, Dothideomycetes, Mycosphaerellales, Mycosphaerellaceae. The transcript has 3 exons.